This is a messenger RNA of Necator americanus (New World hookworm), 360 nucleotides long. RefSeq lists its product as uncharacterized. NCBI's taxonomy places the organism in Eukaryota, Metazoa, Nematoda, Chromadorea, Rhabditida, Ancylostomatidae. The transcript is spliced from 2 exons. Gene Ontology annotation, molecular function: nucleic acid binding. Bases 1 to 360 code for a protein of 119 amino acids. The record is from RefSeq and is a predicted model, not a curated record.
AUGAACGACCGUUCGACGCCUGAAGAAGCUUGGAAAGGUAUGGAAAUUGGCUGGAUGGGUGCCCCACGAGGUGCAGCGAAACGAACAAACACCAUUUUUGAAGAAUCUUGUCACUGGGGAUGGGAUCUGCUCCCACAUCCGCCGUACUCACCGACAGAAGCACCAACGGACUAUCAUGUCAAUCGCUCUUUGAAAAACUGGCAAACAAACAAAGUCUACGACGACUUGGAUGACUUGGUGGCUGAUGUCAAAGCGUGGAUUGCCUCCAAGAAUCGUGACUUCUUCGCACGUGGAAUCGACCGACUGCCAAGCAAAAGGGAAGCAGUUCUUGAAGUGGAUGGUGACUAUGCUCUCGAAUGA